AUGGACGAUUACAUGUUCCGGUCCUAUGUGGCCGAGUGCAAGUGUGUCAAGGAGGACACGAGCUAUCUCGAGAUUUUCAAUUACUCGGAUCCCUCAUACAACACUUGUGAGGAACAUCGUUUCGGGAGCGACGAGCUGUCCGUUGAGUUUAGCAACUUUCUCCAUCGAAGGGGAGCCUUUGCGCCCCCCAACUUGCGCCCUGGCGUGAAGCAAACGGGCGCCAUCCGGUUGAUCCUCCAGCAGAAUGCAAAAGACCCCGAGACGUUCACGCCCAGCCACAUCUCCUUCUCGCACGCGGCGUACGAGGAGAUGGUACGGGCGCUGCACCUCCCGUUCCGGGCUAUUGAAGGGACCAGCGUGGUGGGCCCCUUUUUCUGGUGUGCUUUUGACCAGGACGAUGAUGAUCCGCACCUACAAAUCGUCUUCCGCAAAUCCGACGUGCGCAAACUCGGCCUAACCCGCGGCUGGGAACUCAUGCUCUCGCACUCCUUCCGCACCAACACCACAACCGGCUACGCCAAAGGCACCCCCUCCUCCGACAUGGUCGAGAGCAUCAAACACCUGCGCUCUUGCGCCUCCCAAAUCCUCCACCCCCUCCUCCUCCCCGUAAUCAUCAUCAGCCACGACCUCUCCCAGAAAAACGACCAAAAGCAGCGCCAAGCCCGCGACUGGCUGCGCACGCUCGAGUCCGCCGUCAGCAUGCGCGCCGAGACGCUGGCCGAGGAGAACAAAUACAUCCGGGGGCCGAUGAUUGAUUUGGAUCAGAUCAACAUGGACCUGGUGGAGUGCCACUCGCGGGUGUUGUGGAAGCGGCCGCAGGCGUAUCAGGAGAUUAUUCGGGGGAUGGAGAAGGCGAUGGCAGCGUUUUGGGAGCGGGCGCAGAGGGAUGAGGAGGCGUAUGGGGGGGAGAAGGGGGAGGUGUAUCGGUUGCAUCGGAGUAUGUUGGCGAGGUUGGAUUUUUAUUCGGCCAAGUUGACGGGGAUUGAGAAUUAUGCGCAUAUCACGUUGGAGAGGUUGGCUGUGCAGCGGCAGGCGCUCUACAACAUAAUCGCCCAAAAAGAAUCCAAACUCGGUCUCCAAAUGGCCGGCGAGCAACGCCGUCUCGCCCACGCCUCCAAACGCGACAGCACCUCCAUGAAAAUCCUCUCCCUCCUCGGUGCCAUCUUCCUCCCCGCAACCUACCUCGCCUCCAUCUUCGGCAUGACCUUCUUCAACUUCGUCCCCGACAGCGGCGGCGGUUCCUCCUCCCCUUCCCCAUCCUCUUCCUCUGGGUCUGGGUCUGGGUCUGGGUCUGGGUCUGCAGUACCUGCACAACCGCCCUGGAACCCCGUCUCUCCGCUCUUAUGGAUCUACUUCGCCAUCACCAUUCCCGUGACCAUGAUAAUUGUAAUCACCUGGCGGCUGUGGGAUAAGAAAAGGGAAGAGCGGUAUAAGGCGGAGGAUGUGGCGUUGGAGGAAGGGAUUGAGCAGAUGGAGAUGAAGAUUAUGGCGACGAUGAGGAAGCGGACGAUGAGUAAGAUGCGGACUUGGGAUGUGACGGAGGGGGCGGGCGAGGGGGGCUUGGGAUUUAGGGGAAAGGCUGGGAAGCUGGGGAAGGGGGGGAAGGAGAAGUAG
This is a messenger RNA of Dichotomopilus funicola, 1614 nucleotides long. RefSeq lists its product as uncharacterized. The record is from RefSeq and is a predicted model, not a curated record. Lineage: Eukaryota; Fungi; Ascomycota; Sordariomycetes; Sordariales; Chaetomiaceae. The transcript is spliced from 6 exons. Bases 1 to 1614 code for a protein of 537 amino acids.